Messenger RNA from Arachis stenosperma, 2041 nucleotides. RefSeq names its product ATP synthase subunit beta, mitochondrial. The transcript has 9 exons. Gene Ontology annotation, biological process: proton motive force-driven mitochondrial ATP synthesis; proton transmembrane transport. The record is from RefSeq and is a predicted model, not a curated record. NCBI's taxonomy places the organism in Eukaryota, Viridiplantae, Streptophyta, Magnoliopsida, Fabales, Fabaceae. Gene Ontology annotation, molecular function: ATP binding; ATP hydrolysis activity; proton-transporting ATP synthase activity, rotational mechanism. The coding region runs from base 64 to 1746 and encodes 560 amino acids.
ACUUCACAAACCCUAGCCCUCUUCAUUCUCUCUCUCUUCUCUCUCUAUCUUCUCUCUCUGAAGAUGGCUUCACGAAGGAUUGUUUCCUCUCUGAUUCGAUCUUCACUUCGCCGCGGAUCUCAAUCCAACCCUUCCAUUGCCGCAUCGGCUUCCAGGCUCGCCUCCCGAAGCCGCGGCGGUGCAUCUCCCGCCGGAUAUAUCCUCAACCGCGUUGCCGAGUAUGCCACCUCGGCGGCGGCCGCCGCCGCUCCCUCACCACAGCCUCCCGCAAAGAAGGAAUCCGGUGGUGGAGGUAAGAUCACCGAUGAGUUCACUGGUAAGGGUGCGAUCGGUCAAGUGUGCCAGGUCAUCGGUGCCGUCGUCGAUGUGAGAUUCGAGGAGGGUUUGCCUCCCAUCCUGACUGCGCUCGAGGUGCUAGAUCACUCUUCCAGACUGGUGCUGGAGGUGGCUCAGCAUUUGGGUGAGGGCGUUGUCAGAACCAUUGCUAUGGAUGGUACUGAAGGUGUUGUCAGAGGGUGGCGCGUGCUUAACACCGGAUCCCCUAUCACCGUUCCUGUUGGCAGGGCAACCCUUGGACGUAUUAUCAAUGUCAUUGGAGAGCCUAUUGAUGAGAAGGGUGAUCUAAAAACUGAGCAUUACUUGCCCAUUCACAGAGAAGCUCCUGCUUUUGUUGAGCAAGCCACUGAGCAACAGAUUCUUGUCACAGGAAUCAAGGUUGUUGACCUGCUUGCACCAUACCAAAGAGGAGGAAAGAUUGGGUUGUUUGGUGGUGCUGGUGUGGGUAAAACUGUGCUCAUUAUGGAGCUCAUUAACAACGUUGCCAAGGCUCAUGGUGGUUUCUCUGUGUUUGCCGGUGUUGGAGAAAGAACCCGAGAGGGUAAUGACUUGUACAGAGAAAUGAUUGAGAGUGGUGUCAUCAAGCUAGGUGACAAGCAGAGUGAAAGCAAAUGCGCUCUUGUGUACGGUCAAAUGAAUGAGCCCCCGGGUGCUCGUGCCCGUGUUGGUCUUACUGGGCUUACUGUUGCUGAGCACUUCCGUGAUGCUGAAGGGCAAGAUGUGCUCCUCUUUGUUGACAACAUUUUCCGCUUUACCCAGGCUAACUCAGAGGUGUCUGCUUUGCUUGGACGUAUCCCAUCUGCUGUGGGUUACCAACCAACCUUGGCCACUGAUCUUGGAGGUCUUCAAGAGCGUAUUACAACCACCAAGAAGGGUUCAAUUACCUCUGUCCAAGCUAUUUAUGUGCCUGCUGAUGACUUGACAGAUCCUGCUCCUGCUACCACCUUUGCUCACUUGGAUGCUACAACAGUGUUAUCACGACAGAUCUCCGAGCUGGGUAUCUAUCCCGCUGUGGACCCCUUGGAUUCCACAUCUCGUAUGCUUUCCCCACUUAUCUUGGGUCAGGAUCACUACGAAACUGCUCGUGGUGUCCAGAAGGUUCUUCAAAACUACAAGAAUCUUCAAGAUAUUAUUGCUAUUUUGGGAAUGGACGAGCUCAGUGAAGAUGAUAAAUUGACUGUUGCCCGUGCCCGUAAGAUUCAAAGAUUCUUGAGCCAGCCUUUCCAUGUUGCAGAAGUAUUCACGGGUGCCCCAGGCAAAUAUGUUGAGUUGAAGGAGAGCAUUAACAGCUUCCAGGGUGUGUUGGAUGGCAAAUACGAUGACCUGCCAGAGCAGUCAUUUUACAUGGUUGGCGGUAUUGAAGAGGUCAUUGCAAAGGCAGAGAAGAUUGCUAAGGAAUCAGCGUCUUAGUCACACAUAUCCCUUUUUCUAAAUUGCCUAAAUUUUAAUAAUUAGGAACUUCUCAUUGGCGAUGCCAAACGACAGUUUUCCAUUUUUUUGAGUAUGAAAAGAUGUGUCAGGUUAUUCCUUCGUUCCAUUUUGAUGUUGUUGCCGAGUGUGGGAUGAACCAAGGCCUCAGGCCAACUGCGCCCCCUUUCUUUUCACUUGUGUCAUUUAAAUAAGGGGAAGAGGCAAGAGGUGUACAUUUUUUACUUUUCCUGGUUUAGAACGAUGACGAAUGCAUCACUAUUUAAACUUUAAACUA